AGUCACGACGCGCACCCCUGUGAGGCGGACAACACGCUCAGCAGCUGUCGGCUCAGCACUGCAGGCAAGUCGGAUCGCGGCCCAGCCCCGGAGAGGAUCACGGGCCACGGGAGCGCGGCCAGCAACCAGCCCAGCCCGCCGCGACCAGCUGCCCGCAGGCGAUGGGUCCCCGCUGCGCCAGGGUCGCCCGGGUGCUGCUGGUGUUCCUAUGCCUGCAGCUUGUCGCCAGGAGCCUCGCCGACAACGGCUGGAAGCGACCCGGCUGCCACCGCGUUGGCCACACGCGCAAGAUUAGCAUCCCCGACUGCGUCGAGUUCCACAUCACGACCAACGCGUGCCGGGGCUUCUGCGAGUCUUGGAGCAUUCCGUCGGCCCUGGAGACUCUCCUCGUGAACCCGCACCAGCCCGUCACCAGCGUGGGCGAGUGCUGCAACAUCAUGGACACGGAGGACGUGACGGUGCGCGUUAUGUGCCUGAACGGCUUCCGGGAGCUCACCUUCAAAUCGGCCAAGAGCUGUCUGUGCUACCACUGCAAGAAGGAUUGACCCUUGGGGGCGUAGGUGAGGCGGCCACGACACAUCCGGCGGACGACACCUUUGCCCACCUACACGCACCGUACCUUAAGCACCAGUACAUCACCACUACCAUCACCACCACCGUCACCACCUUCCACACGUCCAGCGCGUGGCAGCUGACGACCUGUUAUUCAACAUGUCGUUCAACGCAAAUAAAAAAAAAACUACGUCUGUAAAGAGAGACGCUUUUAUUUCUACCCUGGUGACAGUGAGUUCUCUAGACAGUGGCUGGUUGCAUGUUUUCACUUCCAAAGUGCGCAUUAGAUUUACACUCUAAAUUUGUGUGUAUGAGUGCGUGUUUUUUUGUUUUGUUUUUGAGAAUGGUGUUUGGUGUCUGUUAUUUGCACUCUUGAAAUGACAGAGUAGUUGACUAUCAGUCAAAAUUUUUGGCGAUUUUUUUUCCACUCUCUUGGUCCUUAUUAAAUUAAUGCUUAGAGCAAAUAUUCUGUUCCAAGUCGAGCGUCGUUAUUGUACUUACAUGACUUUCUGCUUCAAGUAUAUUUGAAUUCCAACCCUAAAGAUGCGCCAAGGCCAAAACGCACUUGCUACAUCCACGCCAAGUUGAGUUCAGUACGCGUCUUGUUUGUUAUUUAUGUAGUUUUAGGAAUUAUUCGACACUUAAGUGUGCAUUUGGGCCAACGCAGUGUUUGUUCAACUGCUCUGUGCGACCUGCACUUAGCGGCAGGUGCUGCACCUGGUCCGCCUGACUUACAAGUGAAAGACUGAGAGAGCACAAUGGUUCGGUGUAAACAAGAGUUUCGUCGAGUCGGCAUCAGAAAUAAUAAAACACACUUUGGAUGCAAUGCACGCGGGAACUAACGCUGAUAGCGAACCUUGAGAUGGGAUUAGACGUUUGCACUUAUUCUUGAUACGAUUUAUUUGAUAUUUAAUAGACAGUGUCUCCUCGUCUGUUAUGAAACUUAGAAACGCAUGUACUGUACAAAGCGGAAACUCUAGGAACCUCUUCCACUGUAUAUGGCGUGUUGCGCACGCCGCUACGAUAUUUUCACAAAUGUUGCUUCACGAUACGAUGAAUCGGUUUGUUUCUCCUUUUGGCGAUGUGGUAUAGUAUUUGCGAUAUUAACAAACUGAAGGAAAAAGUAGAGUGGCAGCCUUCUGUAGGGGAACUGCCAAUGAUAAAUCGCUAUAUGACUGUAGUAUUUGGAAGAAAUAAAAUAAAUCCACUCUAGGUGA
Messenger RNA from Frankliniella occidentalis (western flower thrips), 1769 nucleotides. It is a transcript of the gene Gpa2, whose product is annotated as thyrostimulin alpha-2 subunit. Gene Ontology annotation, molecular function: hormone receptor binding. NCBI's taxonomy places the organism in Eukaryota, Metazoa, Arthropoda, Insecta, Thysanoptera, Thripidae. The record is from RefSeq and is a predicted model, not a curated record. The coding region runs from base 162 to 545 and encodes 127 amino acids. Gene Ontology annotation, biological process: cell surface receptor signaling pathway. The transcript is spliced from 4 exons.